Mytilus trossulus (common blue mussel) is the source of this 1607-nucleotide messenger RNA. RefSeq names its product growth hormone-regulated TBC protein 1-A-like. NCBI's taxonomy places the organism in Eukaryota, Metazoa, Mollusca, Bivalvia, Mytilida, Mytilidae. The transcript is spliced from 10 exons. The record is from RefSeq and is a predicted model, not a curated record. Bases 122 to 1126 code for a protein of 334 amino acids.
CCCUUGCCACUCGGUGUCGUCUGUAAUUUAGGAUCUUGACAAAUCUGUAGCAGAUGACAUUAUAAUAUGGAAACAUGGAAUUAGUGAAUAAGUAAGGAUUUAGACAUCAACAGUCGCUCCAAUGGUUGAGUCUCAGGCUAACACCAAUACGAUGAGAAGUAAUGUGGAUGGAUAUGGAUUUGAGAGGGGAGAAGAUUUUGAUCACAACACCUAUGAAGAGUUCAUGGCAAAAUAUAUUUCUAUCCUGGCAAGACGAGCUUCUAAGUGGGAAGUUUUAGUACAAAAUAAAACAUCCUUAGUAAAGUCUAGAAAAGUUAAAAGAUUUUGCAGGAAAGGCAUUCCAAAUGGACACCGUACAAUGGUUUGGAUGUGUGUAAGCGGGGCUGAUGAGAAAAUGAAAAGAAAUCCCGAUACAUACAAAAAACUGUUACUAAGUCAAAAGGACCAUAGUUUAAUGGACACAAUAGAUCUUGAUCUCCACAGAACAUUCCCAGAAAAUAUUUAUUUUGCCACAUCAGACGGGUUACGUAAACCUCUUAGAAAUGUGCUUGGUGCUGUCGCACAUAAAAACCAUGACCAAGGUUACUGUCAGGGAUUGAAUUUUAUUGUUGGUUUAUUAUUACUGCUUAUUAAAGAUGAAGAAAAAGUAUUUUGGUUGAUGGAUACACUCAUCAAUGACUUGUUACCAGAUUAUUAUAACCCUGAUAUGAAAGCUGUGAAGGCUGACCAAGAAUUAUUAGGAGAAAUUAUCAGAUGGAAAGAUCCAGAAGUGUAUGCCCACAUUGAGAAACAUAGUGUUUCAUGGUGUCUAAUUGGUAUUAAAUGGUUUAUAUGUUUAUUUGCUGAUGUUUUACCAGUAGAAACAGUAUAUAGAAUAUGGGACUGUUUGUUUUAUGAAGGUGCUAAGAUAUUAUACAGAGUUAGUGCAAUGUUAGUCAUACAGAACAGAGACAAAUUAUUGGCAUGUAAAUCAUUCACAGAAAUUACAGAUGUUUUUAAAGAAAUGGUUAAUAAUCCAAAUAUUGUGGACUGUCAUACUUUCUUACAGAAAUGUUUCAAUGAACUAGGAUCCUUUCCAAUAGCUAGAUUGAAUAAAAUACAAGGAGAAUGUUCAGAAAAGCUGUGAAUAUCUUGAUAUUUUUUAGAACAUUAACACAAGAAAAGUACAGAGACUAUAAAAGUUUUGAAAGCUUAUGUAAGGUUGCUGGGGAUACAAGGUUUUAUGGUGGUAAAAGGUUUUAAUAUUUUUUAUCAUUACAUUAAAUGCUUAGGAUUUUAGUUUUGUAAGUUUUUUGUUAACCAUACAUGUUCAAAGUAAACAAAAUUUUACCUAUUUCAUUCAGAAGGGGUUUUGAAAUGAUUAUUAUUCAAUGAAUGUGGAAUGACACAAGUAGGGUGAAUUCAUUUUUAUACAUAACACAUAAUGUUUAGUUCACUUUGCCAAUUAUAAGGGUCAGUCAAAUCUGUUUCCAUCUGUGCGUUGACCAUUGUAAACUUACAUGGAAAACUUUGAUCAAAACACCAAAGCAUUAUUGUAUCAAAGUAAAAGAAUGCAAAACAUUUUGAAAGUCAUAUUCAUUUAGAAAUAAAAUAGCAAAAUAUUUCAC